This is a messenger RNA of Globicephala melas (long-finned pilot whale), 2464 nucleotides long. RefSeq names its product BTB domain containing 10 (gene BTBD10). NCBI's taxonomy places the organism in Eukaryota, Metazoa, Chordata, Mammalia, Artiodactyla, Delphinidae. The record is from RefSeq and is a predicted model, not a curated record. Gene Ontology annotation, biological process: positive regulation of phosphorylation. Gene Ontology annotation, molecular function: protein binding. Gene Ontology annotation, cellular component: cytoplasm.
GUGUCUGUGAGAAAAUAAACUGAAUUAAUAUAUAGCGGGGGUUGUAUCUCUGAACAUUUAAAGCCUAAAUAACCUCAAUAGCAUUAUUACACAGUAGAGGGAGGAAAGCUAAAGGAAGUCUGUAGACAGGUUAGGUAGGGUGACUGGGAAAUUUUCUCAUUGUUCAGAGGAAUUCUGAAGAUGAUGGAAAUAUCAGACAUGCUAAAGUUUCCUAGUAAUGCCCAAGGAUGCUGACCUGGCUUUCAGUGCUGCAUUGUUUGAAAAAGCAGAGUCCCUUUAUACUCUGAUUUCAAAAUUUUUUUCUUGUUUUUGUUUGUCUGCCUUGGCAUAUACUAAAGUAAGUGCUCCCUCACGUGUUGCUAAAGGAGUUGUUGAGCACACCAAAAUGAGUCUACAUGGUGCUAGUGGGGGACAUGAGAGAUCAAGAGAUAGACGAAGGUCAAGUGACCGAUCUCGAGAUUCAUCUCACGAAAGAACAGAAUCUCAGCUCACUCCUUGUAUUAGAAAUGUUACUUCUCCAACACGACAGCACCAUGUUGAACGUGAGAAAGAUCACAGCUCCUCUCGUCCAAGCAGUCCUCGUCCUCAAAAAGCAUCUCCAAGUGGUUCCAGUAGCAGUGCUGGGAACAGCAGCAGAAACAGUAGUCAGUCAAGUUCAGAUGGUAGCUGUAAGACAUCUGGGGAAAUGGUGUUUGUGUAUGAAAAUGCAAAAGAAGGAGCUCGGAAUGUAAGAACGUCAGAACGAGUGACACUAAUAGUGGAUAACACUAGAUUUGUUGUAGACCCAUCCAUUUUUACUGCACAGCCAAAUACAAUGUUGGGCAGGAUGUUUGGAUCUGGCAGAGAACAUAACUUUACACGUCCCAAUGAGAAGGGAGAGUAUGAGGUGGCAGAGGGGAUUGGCUCUACUGUGUUUCGAGCUAUUCUGGAUUACUAUAAAACAGGAAUAAUCCGUUGUCCUGAUGGCAUAUCUAUUCCUGAACUGAGAGAAGCUUGUGACUAUCUUUGUAUCUCUUUUGAAUAUAGUACUAUUAAAUGUAGAGAUCUCAGUGCCCUAAUGCAUGAGUUAUCAAAUGAUGGUGCUCGUAGACAGUUCGAAUUUUACCUGGAAGAAAUGAUUCUGCCUCUCAUGGUAGCUAGUGCCCAGAGUGGGGAACGUGAAUGCCACAUAGUGGUGCUUACAGACGAUGAUGUGGUUGAUUGGGAUGAAGAGUAUCCACCACAGAUGGGAGAAGAAUAUUCACAAAUUAUUUAUAGCACAAAAUUAUAUAGAUUUUUCAAGUACAUUGAAAACAGAGAUGUGGCCAAAUCAGUUUUGAAGGAGAGGGGUCUUAAGAAGAUUAGAUUGGGAAUAGAAGGUUAUCCAACCUACAAAGAAAAAGUAAAGAAAAGGCCUGGGGGCCGCCCAGAAGUGAUUUACAACUAUGUCCAAAGGCCCUUUAUUCGAAUGUCUUGGGAGAAGGAAGAAGGAAAGAGUCGGCAUGUAGACUUUCAGUGCGUAAAGAGUAAAUCUAUCACCAACCUUGCAGCAGCUGCCGCAGACAUUCCCCAGGACCAGCUGGUGGUCAUGCACCCAACUCCUCAAGUGGAUGAGCUGGAUAUUCUCCCUAUCCAUCCCCCUUCUAGCAACAAUGACCUCGAUCCUGACGCACAGAAUCCGAUGCUGUGAUGGUGAUGUUGCUUGAAACCAUAGCAUGCUACUCUUCGCAGUGACGCUGCACUCUCCUCAUCCUGCACUGCAAGGCCACUCUCUGCACUGUGAGAUGCACAGAUGUUUAGGAUAUUGCAGUGUAGACUUUUUUAAAGACCAAAGGUAGCUGAAUGGUUUUUUAAGUGAGUACAACUCUAGCAUCUUGAGGUUCCAGUUAUAUAAAUGUAUUUGUUUACCGGUAGGUUUGUGGAAUUGGUUCUUUGUAUGGGGGACAGUCCUUUUUCACACAUCUAGAUCUUUUCAGAAGUGGUGGAAAUUGGCAGCUGGGGUACUUUCAGUCUAGGUUGAUAUUCAUCACACCCCAGAUAAAAUGUAGAAUAUUAUAUAGUUGCACUUUAUAUAUGGUGGUUAAGUGGAACUGUUCAAGCCAUUUUUAUAGUUGUGAUGCACAAUAUAAUUUAAAUAAGUGCUUCUAUCAGAGUAUUCUUUCAGUGAAAUGUGUAUAGUUUGCUGCCCAUGAUGAGCAAAAAAUGAGUAUCAUUGGGCUUAUUUGAAUGAUUAGGAUGAGAUUCAGUGCCCAUAUCAGUUAUCUCCAGUGCCGUUUUCAUCCUUUUCAAGUGAGUCACAUGCAGGGAGUGUGAACAUCAGGUGGUUUAUUAUCCAGUCUGCCUUACCCUUAAUCUGUUCACAGAUAUUUAUUUACUAAUGAUUUUUUUUGAGUUAUGGGAUAGGAAGAUGAAGUGUUUGCUCUUCAUUUACUAAAUGAUUGUAAACUCGUUUUUCAUCAAAAUAAAAUUCCAUUGUUUUAAUGUU